Messenger RNA from Ceratotherium simum simum (southern white rhinoceros), 1206 nucleotides. RefSeq names its product transcription elongation factor A N-terminal and central domain containing (gene TCEANC). Gene Ontology annotation, biological process: DNA-templated transcription. The record is from RefSeq and is a predicted model, not a curated record. Gene Ontology annotation, cellular component: nucleus. Lineage: Eukaryota; Metazoa; Chordata; Mammalia; Perissodactyla; Rhinocerotidae.
CUAUAAGAUGGAGCUAAGCCGUAUACCUGUCUCGGGUUACAGUGAGGAUUGAGAUGGCGUGAGUGUGUCUGGCGGGUAGAGUUGCUCAAUAAAUGUACACUGCCUUCUACUGUUAAGAGCUGUAAAGAUGUCUGACAAGAACCAGAUAGCUGCCAGAGCUUCCCUUAUUGAGCAACUGAUGGCUAAAAGGAAUUUUGAGGAUCUUGGCAACCACCUUACUGAGCUAGAAACUCUUGGUGUGACUAAGGAGCAUCUCCAGGAGACAGAUGUGGUCAGGGCUGUGUACAGAGUCCUCAAAAACUGCCCGACAGUGGCUUUGAAAAAGAAAGCCAAGUGUUUGCUGUCAGAAUGGAAAGCUCUGUAUAAGUAUACUCACUUCAAACAAAGGGACAGCUCUAAAUUAUUCCCUGUGGGUGGAAAUAAAGAAGAAAAUUCAGGACUUUCUCAUGACCCAAGUCAGGAUGAGAUAUUGGGCGUCUCCAGUUCUGAUUCUCUGCUAUCAUCUCAAGAUGUUAUGGCAAAAGCCGUUGAAAUGAUUGUGCCUGAAAAUAGCACCAGUCCAGUGGAGCCCAAGGAAGAGCAUUUCAGGGAUGGUGACCCUAAAUCCACUGACAGUAGAUCAAAUGAGUUGCUGAAUCCCGCAGUGCCCAUGAGAACUAAAUGCACAGAGUUUCUUUAUCAAGCUUUAACUAGUUCUUCCACACAUCAGCCCAAAGCUGAUGUGUGGCAGAACUUUGCAAGAAAAAUUGAAGAGCACAUUUUUGCCCUUUAUUCAAAGAACCUCAAAAAAUAUAAAACUUGUAUCAGAAGCAAAGUUGCCAAUCUGAAGAACCCCAAAAAUUCUCACUUACAACAAAACCUGCUCUCUGGCACCAUGUCUCCGAGAGAAUUUGCUGAAAUGACUGUCAUGGAAAUGGCAAACAAGGAACUGAAGCAGUUGAGAGCCUCCUACGCGGAAUCUUGCCUACAGGAACAUUACCUUCCCCAAGCAAUGGAGGGCACACAGACAAAGAAAAUAAAAUGCAGACGUUGUGAGAAAUUCAACUGCAAAGUCACUGUAAUCGCCAGAGGAACACUUUUCCUUCCAAGUUGGGUGCGGAAUUCAAACCCAGAUGAAGAAAUGAUGACCUAUGUAAUUUGUAAUGAAUGUGGGGAGCAGUGGUACCAUAGCAAGUGGGUGUGCUUGUAAUUGUAAAUAAAUGUUCU